Medioppia subpectinata is the source of this 543-nucleotide messenger RNA. NCBI's taxonomy places the organism in Eukaryota, Metazoa, Arthropoda, Arachnida, Sarcoptiformes, Oppiidae. The record is from the annotation of a GenBank genome assembly.
AUGUCCGCCCGAAAGGGUCUGUUCUCGUACGGGAGGGUCGGCCUGACGCUCACCUUUCAGUACGAAGUCGGCCAACGGAUUAUAGCGCCGGUGAUGUCUCACAUGAGGUGCCGGCUGUCGGUUAUGUGUCAAAACCUAUGCAAAGUGGAGCACAGGUUUGUCAUAAACGGCUCGUCGUUUACGCCGCCGCCCGCAGUGGACGUGUCGUUAGUGCGCUUCACACCACUCAUCGAACCCCGCAUUCAACUGCCAUUCAAUGUGAUCGAGAAGUUUGUGCGCCAUCUGUUCCAUCACCGGAACAAAUACAUCCGCUUCAAUGUCGGCACACUAUUCCCCAAAGACCUGAAGCCAUUGGUGGGCGAAGUGUUUGAAAAGGCGGACAUCGAUCCCGAGUUGAGGUGUACUAUGCUUUCGGUGGAAGAGAUCGGCCGCUUGUGUACAGUAUAUCACGACAUGUGUGACGACAACAUGGGUUUGUUUGAGUACGACUACAGAGCGCGCACUAAACUACCGAAAGUCGUGUCCGCUAUGUUUGUCGACUAA